UUUUUUUUAAAAAAAAAAAGAAGAGGAAAUUCAAUUGUGAUGACUAAUAAAAGAAAACGAUUUAAACCAAUAUGGUCAACAUGUUUUUGUAUGAAUACUCAUUUUGGUUUAUUUAAAGAAACUAAUAAAAAAUUAGCUUAUUUCAUUGAAAAAGGUAAUCUAUCAGAAAUUGAAUAUAUUUUAAAACAAAUAAAACAACCAUUAAAUAAUUUUACAUUAAUAGUAAAACGAAAUCAAUUUAAUACAUUUUAUCCAUAUUUAAUAAAUUAUCAAAAAAAUGAAUUAAUUAAUUUUUAUCAAGAAUGUUCACCAGUUCUAUGGGCUAUAGAUUGUUUACAAUGGAAUGUUAUACCAUUAUUAUCAUAUUAUGGUUUUAAUAUAAAUUGUCCACAAAUAUGUCGUCGUUGGACAUGUAUAUAUAAAUUAAAAUCAAAAUCAAAUAAUAUAUUACCAUAUCGUAAAUUUUGGACAAAAGGUCAUUAUACAUAUCAAUCAGCAUUAGAUUAUUAUUUUGCUAAUAUUUAUGAAUUAAUUAAUGAAAAUAUAUUAAAUUAUAAUAAUAAUAUAAAUUUAUUAACAUUUUAUUAUUCACAUUUAUCUAAUUUAUUAACAAAAGGUAUUGAUGUACAUCGUAUUGAUUCAAUCAUUAUAUUUAAUUUAUUAGCUAUUAGUUUUAAUCAAUAUUUAUAUCAAUAUAUUACUAUGAAUCAUAAUUUAAUAAUAUUAAAAAAUAAUCAAUCAUUUAUUGAAUUAUUAAUUAUUAAAAAAUUAAUAAAAAAUGGUUAUUCACAAUUUGAAUGUAUGGAUUAUUUAUAUUCAUAUUGUAAUUGGUUUUGUAUAUUAUUAUGUUUAUUAUGUUAUCCUAAUAUUGAUUUAUAUCAUAAUAAUAAUAAUAAUAAUAAUAAUAUACCUAAAAUGAUAAAACAAUCUACAUUAUUAUUAAUUAAUUUACUUGUAUUAAAAUGUACUUUACCAACUAUGGAAGAUUUUAAUGAAUUUAUUGAAAAUUUACCAUUAUAUAAAAUAUAUAUAAAAGAUUAUAAUAAUAAAUAUAAUGAAUUUAAUAAACAUUUAAUACAAUUAUAUCAAUUAUGUAAUGAAUUUAUAAAAAAACCAUUAAGUUUAAAAUUAUUAACAAGAAAUAAAAUAAGAAAAUCUAUUGGUGGUAUUAAUUUUGAACAAAAAAUCAAUAAUAUUAAUUUACCAAAACAAUUAAUUACAUUUAUACAAUAUAUUAAUUAUGAACAAUUAAUUAAUAAUAAUAUACCUAUAGAAUUUAUUAAAUUAGCAAAAGGUGAAUGGAUUAAUAAUAUUCAAUCAACAAUAGAUUGUAAUAAUAAUAAUACUACUAAUAAUAAUAAUAAAUUGGAAGAAUCUAUAAAUCUAUUACAUCGAUCUAAUGAUUUAAAUAAAAUCAAUAAUAAUCAUUAUAAUGAUGAACAAUUAUCUAUAAAUAAUAUUUUACAACGUGGUAGAGCAUCAGAACGUCAACAUAUUAAUAUUUAUCAAAGAAGAAUAAAUAAGAAUCAAAAUUAUAAAAAACCGUUAAGGCCUACAUCUGCUCCAUUACUUAGAACAUUUGUUAUAUAAGAAAAAAAUUUUAUCUUCUAUUUAAAAAUUAUAUUUAUCUCAGGGAUUAUAACAAAAAAAUAUAUAAUUGAGUACUAAUCGUUCAAUAAUUUUAUUUAUAUUCUUGUUACCCUUCCCCUCCCUGUUUAUUGUUUAUAAAGAUUUGAAAUUACUGUCAGAAGAGGUUUUGUGAAGAUUGUAGUAAUUUCAAUAGUUGAAAUAAUGAAUCAAUUGAAGUCAGACCAUCAUGGAAAACCUGGAAGUACUGGACAGUCGUUUCGUCCUAGUAUAAGACUACUCAGCAGUGCGCAUCCACGAUCCAAUGGUUUGGUUGAAGUUAGACAAUAAUACCGUUGGAUGACGGCCGGCUCAGUGGUCUAAUGUUUAAGUGCUCAUGCGCGAGACUAGUAGAUCCUAGGUUCGAAUCUUGUGGAGAGAGGCGGGAUUGUGGAUGCGCACUAACACGGAGAGGUGUCCUACAAUAGGACGAAAUGGCCGCCCAGUGCUUCCAGAUUCCCAACGGUGGUUUAACUUCAAGUGACUCAUGAUUUCAACUAUUGAAAUUUAAAAUUAUUGUUUUGUUAUAUUAUUCAUUUGAUUAUUAAUCAAAUUAGGUGUACAGAAAGUUCUAACUUUACCAUAUUAUUGUUAUUUGAUGUUGUUAUUCUUUUUAUCUUUGUUGUUGUUGUUUUGUUCGAAUUAUUAGUUUAUUAUUUCUAUUUAUUGUGCAUUGAUGACUUCGUUUUUUGUUGUUGGUAUUUUUAGUACACAAAUUAAAACUAUAAUACAAUUGAUGAUCAUUCCUGUUAUACUUAAACUUUAGAACUUAUAAAAACACUUCAUGAAUUAUUGACUGGUUAAAUACUUAUUUAUAUUGUUAAUUAUACAUAAAUAUUACCAAAGUCAGGAGAGGGUGGGUUUUUCUUAUUACAUUAUUCUAUUUGUUUUUGAGGAAGAAAACCUUUUUUUUAUAGAAAUUCUUUAAUAACCUUAAGUAUAAUCUUUUACAAAAUCAAUUCGUAUGUUAAUCUUCUGUUUAUUUUGUGACCAAUUUUGUUUGAAUGAUAAUUUAUCAAAUAUCAAAAGUUAUGUUCAAUGAUUGAUUUCAAUUAUUGAUUUUAAUCAUUUGGCAUUUCAUUAUUUAUUGUUUAUGUUUACUUUUUUCCAAGAAUAUUUGUUUGUUUACUUAUUAGUAUGCAUGUGUGUAUGUACGUAGGUAUGUAUGUAUACGUUGAUCACUUGUAAAUAUAAACAUCAAAUUACACAUAUAGAAAAUUUAUACUUAAAGAAGAUUCAAUAAAAUUGAAUAAUAUUUCCUUAUAUAAUAAUAAAUAUAUAUUAUUUAAUUAGUUACUUACUUACUUACGCCUGUUAGAAGAGAAAAUCUAUGAAAAAAAUCAAUAAAACAAUACAUUUUAGAAAUUGUUUAUUAUCUAUUGAUUUUCUGUUUGUUUAUUUAUUGAUUAUUUUUAGAGAAUAAAAUUUGAAAAAAUAAACAAACUCCCUAUUUGAUCAUUGCCUUUUUUCAUUUCUCUCUCUCCCUCUCUCU
Molecule: messenger RNA, 3118 nt
Organism: Schistosoma spindalis
Lineage: Eukaryota; Metazoa; Platyhelminthes; Trematoda; Strigeidida; Schistosomatidae
Source: the annotation of a GenBank genome assembly